Molecule: messenger RNA, 3922 nt
Organism: Scatophagus argus
Lineage: Eukaryota; Metazoa; Chordata; Actinopteri; Scatophagidae
Product: laminin subunit beta-3-like
Exons: 23
Coding region: 131-3634 (1167 amino acids)
Biological process (GO): axon guidance
Cellular component (GO): basement membrane
Source: RefSeq, a predicted model, not a curated record
ACACACACUGUAUCAUACCGUCCAGGUGAGACGGUGUUUAUAAAGCAGCAGCCUGGCAGCAACAUACAACUAAAUACAGCAGAUAACACAAGUGAAAGACUGCCAGGAUUUUUCAUAGGAGGAACACAACAUGAAAAUACUUGUACUUGUGGCUGCCAUAGCUGCAGUAUCACAGGCCCAGACUGACUGCUCUCAGGGGGCUUGUUACCCACCCAGUAGUGACCUGCUCCUUGGCAGGGUUCACCAGCUCCGUGCCUCCUCCACAUGUGGCCUGUCAGGCUCAGAGGUCUACUGCACCCCAUACCAACAGAGGAGGAUGAAAUGUUGUCCAUGUGACUCCAGGAACCCCAAUGGUCAGCUGGCCCAUACUGUUCAGGAUCUCCUGUCCACUUCUGGACCAGAUCGAUGGUGGCAGUCCAAGAAAGAGGUUAAUCCAGUCACCCUCGAGUUGGACCUGGGCAGCCUGUUCCAGCUUGACAACCUGGUGCUCAACUUCAAGGGUCCUCGUCCCAGUGAGUUUAUUAUAGAGAGGACAUUGGAUAAUGGCAGGACAUGGCAGCCUGCUCUCUACUUGGCUACAAACUGUCAAAAAGCUUUUCCUGACAUCCCCACGACAACACCUCUGAAUCUGGAUGAAACAUACUGCUACACACUGCCCCCUACUGGAGCAAAUCCAUACCAAGAUCACACAGUCCAAUUCAGUCCUUUGCGUCAGUAUGCUUAUGUGCCAGCUCCUAACAGCCGGAAAAUUGAAGAUGUGUCUGGGUUAACGGGGCUGAGGGUGAGGCUGACAGGGCUUGGCGAUGUGCCACGUCUGCCAGGAAGGGCUCUCAGUAGAUUCUAUGCCCUCAAGGAGAUGAGGGUGAUGGGCAGCUGUAUGUGUCAUGGACAUGCCAACCGAUGCCUGCCAGAGACCUACAACAACCCACUGUCCAACAGCAUACAGGUGAAUCCCCAGUGUGACUGCCAGCACAACACAGCAGGUGUGAACUGUGAGCGCUGUGCUGAUCUCUACAACGAUCUGCCCUGGAGAGCUGCGGAGGAGGGCUACACUCAUACCUGCCAACGCUGUGACUGUAACAACCACGCCCAGCGCUGUCGUUUUGACCAGGCCGUGUACGAGGCCAGUGGGCGGAGGAGUGGAGGUGUGUGUGAGGGUUGCAUGCACCACACCACUGGGCCAAAGUGUGACCAGUGUGCCCCAGGCUACCAGCCAAACCCCCGUAGCCAAAUGGACCGUCCUGAUGCCUGCAUACGCUGUAUUUGCAGUGCCGAGGGAACAAUGGAUGGGGGGCGGUGUGACGACAGCACAGGCUCAUGUCAGUGUAAAGUGAAUGUUGAAGGUACCCGCUGUGACCGGUGUAAGAGAGGCUACUAUGGCCUAAGUGCCUCCAACCCUCUGGGCUGCUCCAAAUGUUCCUGUUCCCCCGAUGGGUCCCUGUCAGAUGUAUGUGAUCUAGUGACCGGCCAGUGUCCCUGUCGUCCCCAUUUCCAUGGCCUCACCUGUGACGUGUGUUCAAAAGGCUACUGGAAACCAUUCCUGUCAGGACGCUGCGAACCCUGCAGCUGCGACCCCACCAGGUCAUACAGUGAUACAUGUGACCAGGUGACAGGCCAGUGCCAAUGCAGACCAAGCUUCGGAGGCCGAACAUGUACUGAGUGCCAAGACAACACAUAUGGAGACCCUCUCUUAGGCUGCAAACCAUGCCGGUGUGACACUGAAGGAACCCUUCCAGAAGUUUGUGACAAACAGACAGGAGCCUGUUUGUGUCGGCCAGGUGUCACUGGGGCCCGCUGUGACACCUGCAGCUAUGGACACUGUGACUCCUUCCCAGCCUGCGAGAUAUGUCCCUCCUGCUUCUUCUCGCUGGGUGCCCAGAGACAGAACCUCAGCUUAUCUCUGGAGAGACUCUCCCCCAGGUUACCUUCUCGCCCAGGAGGCGCUGGUGAUCUUGGAAACUUUGGUCCUCGAAUCCGUGCCCUGGAGGCCAGAUUAAACCUGAUCCGAAAUUCCAUCUCCCUUCCUCCAAGUAUAGCCAGACAGACUGAUGAUGCUCUUUCCCAACUGAACAAGCUCAGGGACCAGGUGGAUGAGAUUAACAAUGGCCUUUCACCACUAGAGAGAACUCCUGGUCUGGACUCAGAACUGGACAGACUACGUGCUCUGCUGGACCGCCUCACUGUGGAGUACAAAGCCAAGAAAGAUUCCAUAGACAACUCCAUGAGUUCCAACAAUGCAGGAGCGUUUUCUGCCAUCAAGAACGCCUAUGAUGAGUCUACAGAUGCAGCUAAGAAAGUGGAUGCCAGUGGAAACACAGUGAAGGAGUCAGCUGAUGUCAGAAAAGAGGCUAUGGACCUACAAAACCAAGUACAGCCAACCAACACCAGAGAUCUGGACAAACUGAACCAGAACUUGGCCUCCCGACCGGACCUCACUCCUGCUGCCAAACAGGUGUGUGGCAGUGUACGCUUAGAGCCCUGCACCCCUCUCCAGUGUGAGGGUGGAGAGUUAUGCCCACCAAAGGAAACCCCACCUUGUAAAAAGGGGGAAAAGUGUGUGGGUGCCCUGCCUCUGGGUAAGAGGGCUGACACUGACGCUAAGGAUGUGAAAAACCAACUGGACGCCCUCUCUGGGAAGAUCACAGAGGCUGCAGAGAAGCUCCAGGAAACACAGGAGAAAACCAACCAGGUGAGACAGUCAACAGAGAAGCUGUCCAGUAAGAUGAAGCAGGCCAGAGAUGAGCUGGAGCAAGACUUAAAGGAGACACGUGACGUUGUAAAAGACCUUAAAGACUUCCUGUCGGACCCAUCUUCCAAUCUGACCCAGAUCCAAGAGGUGAGUGACUGGAUCCUGAACGCCAAACUGCCUCUCAGCCUGGCUGCUCUGAAGAGGAAACUGGAGGAGCUAAAGAAUCUGGCAGCCAACCUUCCAGACAGCACGGCGGUGCUGAACGAGGCCGAACCACAGCUGGACACAGCAAGGAAGUUGCUGCAGGAAGCCCAGGAUGCCAGGGACACAGCAGUGGGAGUAAAGGCUGAUGUGGACGGGUUGUUGGCAGGCUUCGGCUCGGUGGAAGGCUCCCUCUCUGAUCUGGAGGACAAACUGCAGGACAGCAUGGAUCUCACAGACAACCUGAACAACAUCCUGACCAAGGCCAAAGACCAGCUGAGACCAGUGGAGAAGGCUCUGGAUGAUGUAUCGACAUUGAUAAAACCGAUGAAACCUCAGCUGGAAGAGCUAAAAGACCUGCUGCGGAAUGGUGACCAGCAGGCCCAGGAUGCACUGGAAAACGCAGAUAAUGCUGUGGAUGAAGCAUCUUCUGCCAGUGAGGACCUGUUGUCUUUGGAGAAGGAGCUUGGUCGUCUUAAAGACAAGGCUCCAUCCAGUGGCUCAGGUGGAGAGGCAGAGCCAUUGGAGGAACGUCUGGCGAAGCUGCAGCGUAAUGCUGGAAUUCUUGCCAACACCACUGAAGACAUGAUGAAGGCUCUGGAAGGUAAAGGAGAGUCCCUCAGCGGGCUGCAGGAUGAAAUCCUUCGCAAGUCAACAAAGCUUGAAGGACUGGAUGCAAAGCUUAAAGACCUCUUGGCACAACUUCGAAAGAAAGCUCACGACCUCAGGACCUGCCAGGGCUGAAAGUCUUCAUCCCCAGCUGCUGUUACGACAGCCCUGCACGCCAUUCAUACCCUCCACUGUCAGAAAAAAAAUCUUGACUUUAUUUUAGAAAAAUUCCUGCAGAUCUGUGAAACACUGCAAUAACAUCACACCUCAUCACUAUCUGUAAAAGAACUGUAAGCAAUGUAGGGAAUUAUUAUCUGGGGAUGAAUGAGACAGAAGGAGAGUUAAGGGAGAUGUAAAUGACUGCUGCUUAUCACAGAAUAACUCCUGGAAUACACUGAGAAUUAAAGACAUGUGUUGAUGGUA